Phyllopteryx taeniolatus (common seadragon) is the source of this 3916-nucleotide messenger RNA. Its product is annotated as gastrula zinc finger protein XlCGF57.1-like. The transcript is spliced from 4 exons. Gene Ontology annotation, molecular function: DNA-binding transcription factor activity, RNA polymerase II-specific; RNA polymerase II cis-regulatory region sequence-specific DNA binding. The record is from RefSeq and is a predicted model, not a curated record. Gene Ontology annotation, biological process: regulation of transcription by RNA polymerase II. Bases 1135 to 3624 code for a protein of 829 amino acids. Gene Ontology annotation, cellular component: nucleus. Lineage: Eukaryota; Metazoa; Chordata; Actinopteri; Syngnathiformes; Syngnathidae.
CAGCCUCUUGGCUCCGAUAUCCGAUAGUGACGACGUACCGUCACACUCUCCUGACACUGACGACGAUGAUGAUGAUGAUGAUGAUGAUGAUGACGACGACGACAACCAGUCUGAAGAGCGUAUGCACGUCCGAAGACGGGAGCUGUGCCGUUCACAACUUCACUGUUCCGCAGUUUGAAAGGAAGGACGGAAGAAGCAAACGUCCUUCCGGUUCUUCCCAAAUUGCUGACCUGACGAUGCACGAUUGUUGCUCCCCCGCUCAACCUGCUGCCUUGCACCUCACUGAUGAGCGAUCAUCUGAAAUAGCAAGACUCCAUCGACAACUUGAUGACCAUCAACAAUGACGUUCCGUUUUGCACUAGGUUUUUGAUUUGAUUUUUAGACAAGGAAUAGACUGAUUAUUGGAAAGUAAAGGAAUCUUAAGGGCGAAAGGGUGGUACAUAUUGCAAAAAAAAAGAUGGGAAGGUGACACGGAAGGGAAGAAAAGAGUUCAGUUUACAAAGAUCAGUCAUGAUAAAAGCAAUUAAAGAGAUGAAUGUAUGUACUUGGGAAAAAAUUAUUGUCAUAAGUGUGAGCGAUGUGGCGUAAAUUAAAGCGUGGCUCAUGUAAUUACGCACUUUUUAAAGCAUCCGCCAGAGGGCGACAAGCUACAGCAAAGGGUUUGUGGGUAAGGCUGCAAUUGGCAGAAUACUUGGGGCAGAGGAUAAGAUGACGUGUGCGACAAAAGUGUGACAAAUUUCAUUCUUUGAGGGGAAGCAAAAGUAAGGAGCAGAUUGGAAAAGGUGAGGAUGCGAGUGUUACCCGCUUGCACGGUAGGUGGCGGUAUGCACUCAAACGUGGUUUGCGAGCCGCCAAUACAUCAACGAAAAAGAAGAUGAGCACGACACGCCGAAGAAGAAGAUGAGCACUCCUUUCUCCGGUCUUCUGCGGCUGCACUUGCUUCACGAAGUCAUUCUAGAAUAAGUACUACCGAACCCUCGAUACAGUACGUCCAGCAAUACUUAAUUGGAGUAAAACGUUAUUCUUUACGUCUUUUGAAAGGUUAAACUCGUCUGGGUGCACUUUGAAGAUUCUCGACCUCGCGUAGCAUAGCUUAGCUUGCUAGCCGCUAAUGUAUGGAGGAAAAAAAUAAAAAUGUGUGCACGAACUAGAGUAAAGUACAAGGAGGAAGUUUGUGCAACGAAAGAGGAGAACGAGUUUGAGCAGCAACAAUUGGGCGACGUUUUCAAGAACCCUCGAGAAUCCAGAGCAGAUGUCAGUGUACAAUUUCUUCGUCCUGGGCAGCAGGAGCCGGACCCCCCCGGCAUUAAAGAGGAGGCGGCGUCGGAGCGGCCUCAUGUUAAAGAGGAGCAAACGCAGCCCCACGACAUCAAAAAGGAGGAGAAAGAGACAUCAUACUUUAAAGAGGAGGAGUUUCCAGUGACUGGUGUCCCUCUCAAGACUGAAGAUGAAGGCGGGUGUGAGGAGAACAGAGGGGCGGAGCCUCCUAGCAGCAGCUCAAGUCAACGCAUGAAAACAGAAGGUGAUGGAGACAACUGCGGUGGAUCGCAAGCGGACAGCCUCUUAACGCCACUAUCAGAUCCUGACGACACAAUGUCACGCUCUGAAGAUGAUGAUGAUGAUGAUGAUGAUGAUGAACAGACUGAAGCAGACGUCAGUGAACAAUAUCUUCGUCCUGAGCAGCAGGAGCCGGACUCCCCCGGCAUUAAAGCGGCGGCGGAGUCGGAGGGGCCUCAUGUUAAAAAGGAGGAUGAUAUAACGCAGUUGCCAGUGACUGGUGCCCCUCUCAAGACUGAAGAUGAAGGCGGGUGUGAUGAGCACAGAGGGGCGGAGCCUCCAAGCAGCAGCUCAAGUCAACACAUGCAAACAGAAGGUGAUGGAGACCACCGCGGUGGAUCACAAGCAGACAGGCUCUUAACUCCACUAUCAGAUCGUGACGACACAAUGUCACACUCUCAAGAUGAUGAUGAUGAACAGACUGAAGGUGAUAUGACACGUCAUAUUGAAAACAAAAGCUGGAAAUGUUCUCGGUGCGGGAAAACCUUUGUCUAUGAGUCUCUUUGGAAGAAGCAUAUGAUGGUCCACAAUGGAGAGAAACCUUUCGCCUGCUCAUUUUGCAGUAAAAUGUUCUCUCGGAAGGAAAGCUUAGACAGUCACAAAACAACACACACUGGAGAGAAACCGUUUGCCUGCUCAGUUUGCGGUCAAAGAUUCUCUCUACAGGGAAACUUAAAAGCACACACAAGAAUACACGAGAAAUGUUGUGCCUCCUCAGUUAGCAGUCAAAGCACAUCUCCACAGGGAACCUUAAAAAGGCACUUAAAACACAUUGAAGAAAACCCUUUUUCUUGCUUAGUCUGUGGUAAAAGAUUCUCUGAAAAGGGAACCUUGAAAAGACACACAAUAAUACACGCUGAUGAGAAAUCUUGUGCCUCCUCAGUUGUCAGUCAAAGUAUAUCGACUAAGGGAACCUUAAAAAGUCACUUAACACGCAUUGAGGAAAAACCUUUUUCUUGCUUAGUCUGUGGUAAAAGAUUCUCUGUAAAGGGAAACUUGAAAAAACACACAAGAAUACACACCGGUGAGAAACCUUUUGCUUGCUUAGUUUGCGGUCAAAGAUUCUCUUCAAGUUCAUACUUAAAAACACACACAAGAAUGCACACUGGUGAGAAACCUUUUGCUUGCUUAGUUUGUGGUCAAAGAUUCUAUUCAAGUUCAUACUUAAAAACACACACAAGAAUGCACACCGGUGAGAAACCUUUUGCUUGUUUGGUUUGCGGUCGAAGAUUCAACCAGAAACAACCCUUAAAUGUUCACAUAAGAACCCACACUGGUGAGAAACCUUUUGCUUGCUUAGUUUGUGGUAAAAGAUUCUUUGAAAAGGGAAUCUUGAAAAAACACGCAAGAGUACACACUGGUGAGAAGCCGUUUACCUGUUCUGUUUGUGGUCGAAAAUUCUCUUCACAUAAAUACUUGCAAACACACACGAGAACACACACUGGUGAGAAACCUUUUGCCUGUUUGGUUUGUGGUAAAAGAUUCCCUUCCAAGGAAUACUUAAAACAGCACACAAGAAUACACACUGAUGAGAAACCUUUUGCUUGCUUAGUUUGUGAUCAAAGAUUCUUUACAAAUACAUGCUUAAAAGAACACACAAGAAUACACACUGGUGAGAAGCCGUUUGCCUGUUCUGUUUGUGGUCAGAGAUUUUCUCGAAAGGGAAACUUUAGACAACACACAAGAACACACACCGGUGAGAAGCCUUUUGCUUGUUUGGUUUGUGAUCAAAGAUUCUCCUCAACGGAGUACUUAAAAAAGCACACAAGAACACACACUGAUAAGAAGCCAUUUGCCUGUUCCGUUUGUGGUAAAACAUUCAGCAGGAAUGGAUGCUUAAACAUUCACAUAAGAACUCACACUGGUGAGAAACCAUUUGUCUGCUCCGUUUGUGGUCAAAGAUUCUCUCAAAGGGGAAACUUGACAGAUCACACAAGUAUACACACUGGUGAGAAGCCAUUUGCCUGUUCCGUUUGUGGUCAAAGAUUCAGGCUUAAGGGAAUCUUAAACACACACAUGAGAACCCACACCGGACAGAAAGGAGAAAGAUUCCCUCACAAGGAUUAGGUUAAGAAACGAGUGUGUUGAUGAGGAAUAACAGUGAUUAAUGAAGUUGUUUAAUUUCGAUUGCAUUGAUUGUACCCAUCUUCUUGGAUUCGUGCUGGACCUUCCUAAAAGCCUCACAAUUGGCGCUGGUGCUGAAACAGUAAAAGCAAUGUAUCUCGUUUGUCCGAUUUUUGUGUGAUGUGCUUAUCGAAUGCUGUAAUUGAAUGAUUAAAAUAGACUGUAGAAACUUGGACUGUUUGUGGAAAGAGAUUGCGGUUCUAAAUACAACUCUUUAAACAACGAUAACUCGAUU